This is a messenger RNA of Phytophthora nicotianae INRA-310, 1392 nucleotides long. RefSeq lists its product as hypothetical. The transcript has 5 exons. The record is from RefSeq and is a predicted model, not a curated record. Bases 1 to 1392 code for a protein of 463 amino acids. NCBI's taxonomy places the organism in Eukaryota, Oomycota, Peronosporomycetes, Peronosporales, Peronosporaceae. Gene Ontology annotation, molecular function: nucleic acid binding.
AUGGGGAAACGCAAGGUGAAUGAAACAACGCGCUAUGCAAUCUUACACGAGCUCCUAAAGCGCAGUAUUGACGGAGUUCUCCCGUAUGGCUUGAAGACCUCCGUAGCGAAGCACGUCGACGUACACAGGGACACUGUGGCGGCUAUUUGGAGCAGAUACAAGGAGUCGGUAGCUGCAGGCAAUAUUGCUGGGGAUAUCUCGUGCAGAUACAAGGGCAGAUCGGGUCGAAAGGGGUACAACAGGCAGGAGCUUGAGGCUAAAAGCGCGGCCGUACCUGCCGAACGCCGCUCCACUAUUCGCUCUACUGCAGCCUGUGUAGGCGUCUCCUUGGGUGUCAUUCAGCGCCUGCUUGCGAGCCACGCCUUAGUCGCCAAGACCACCACAAUUAAGCCAAUCCUCAAGACCACGCACCGCCAACGUCGGAUGCAGUACGCCAUGUCCUUCCUGGACGACAAGCCUGACGUCCACAGGGACAAAAUUGGCCAUCGAUUUGACCCCAUGCUCAACAUUGUCCACGUGGACGAGAAGUGGUUUAACCACGACAAGAAUCCACGGCGGUACUAUCUUCUUUCCGGCGAGGAUCCACCCGAGAGACACCGUCACAGCGCCUGCCAUAUCGAAAAGACCAUGUUUUUGGCCGCGGUUGCUCGACUAAGAUGGGACCCACAUAGAAAAACGAACUUUAAUGGGAAGCUGGGAUUAUGGCCGUUUGCUGAGGAGUACGUCGCCCAGCGUAGCAGCCAAUACCGCCCAAAAGGCACCAUCUUACAGCGUAACAUCGAGUCCGUUGAUACGGCAGUGUAUAAGCAUUUACUGUUAACCUGUGUGUUUUCAGCAAACCGGGAAAAGUGGCCAAGAGGGUACUUCUCGGCUAUCCAGAGUCUACAGUACCAAACGUAUGUUGCGAGUACGCUAGAGCUAAUUGAGGUCGUGCAGAAAUCAUUUCGUAUUCUAGACAAUGCCACGUUGGACAAUAUUUUUCUGACCUUGCAACAAGUCAUGGUGUGUGUACUUGCCUGUGAUGGAGGCAAUGAAUACAAACUUCCUCAUAUGGGAAAGGCUAAACAGCGCCGCAAUGGCACUCUGGUGCAAUGUGUUGUGUGUUCUAGCGAAGUGUACUCCAGCGCUGUUUCCAAGCUAAGCUCUAGACCGCGUCCAGGCCCGGCGAGCUCUGCUGCACCUCGGCAACCGUCAGGCGCCUCCACUCCGCUGAAGAAGAGCCGCGCGCAGUCGUUGCUCGUCGGAGGGACGUCAAGUAGCAGGGGCUCGAACGAUGCUGCAUCGGCGGUGCCAUGGCUCCGCUUGCUGCCAGCAUGCAGCAGCGAUGUAGCGAAGCAGACGGAGCUGGCGGACGCGUGCUCGGUGCUGACGCUGUCGCGGUCGCCAACCUGA